AUGGAGUUGUGGUGUGAGACAUCCUCGGCAGAGCAGGUUAACGUUUUCCCCGAGGUGGCGUAUGUGCUGGAUGUGGUGGACAAUCUCUUCUUGGUGAAGAAAGCGACCGCGGUUGGGGCCGAGGUUGUGUGCGAUGUGGAGAUAUGCGCAGUGUCCAUAGACGGAGAGGAGUUUGGGCAUGCCGUCUAUGCGAGUUUGACCAGUAAGGUCGAAGGCUCGCAAUUGACCCGGGGUGUGGUGGUCAAAGCCGAGGCGCUUCGAGCGGAGAAGACCUCGGUAUGCGAGUCUUGCAUCAUGGCGAAGCAAACCCCGGAGCGGUUUUUAAAGGAGUCGGACUCCAGAAAGAGUACGGAGCCCUUCGGGCUUGUGCAUAUGGACGUUUGCGAGCCCUCCCGGUGA
Messenger RNA from Klebsormidium nitens, 399 nucleotides. The record is from the annotation of a GenBank genome assembly. NCBI's taxonomy places the organism in Eukaryota, Viridiplantae, Streptophyta, Klebsormidiophyceae, Klebsormidiales, Klebsormidiaceae.